Messenger RNA from Periconia digitata, 1206 nucleotides. NCBI's taxonomy places the organism in Eukaryota, Fungi, Ascomycota, Dothideomycetes, Pleosporales, Periconiaceae. The record is from the annotation of a GenBank genome assembly.
AGACCAUACCCGGCGGUAGAAGACAGAUACGCGAAUCCUAGAUCUAAACCACCCGAUGACGUGAACGUAAGCGAGGUUAUAUUGAAGUUCCAUCUAUCACCUGCCUUGGUACAUGGCAAACUUGAUAUAUCGCCGUGUGGGACAAACGCUCUUGUCCAUGUACCCAUGCUGACUGAUUUGAUUUGUUCAAUAUACUUCCCCGCCUUGGGUGAUAUACUAGUAAUGGAGACGGAGUUUUUUCAAGAAAAUGGAAGGGUUAUAGCGGGUAAAAUAUAUGAUCGAAUGUUACAGAUGCGGAGACUGAAUACUAGAUAUAUAUCUUGUGCUCUCUCUAUGUCAUCCGUGGAAUCGAGAGUCAGUCUCACUUGCGAAUAUGAAGCUCAUAACGUCUGUUGCGCUAUCACUUGCGAGUAUCUGCGCGGCGGCUCCAGCACCACCGGUGGUACAGGCCCAUACAAAUCCAUCUAUUACGAAGACCCAUCCCUACCAGAACACACUAUCUUCAUGCCCGCCCAACCUCCAACAGACAAGAAGAUGCCCGUCGUUCUCUGGGGCAAUGGACAGUGCUACGGCGACGGUCUCGCAUACGGUGGUUUCCUCUCCCAAGUAGCGAGCUACGGCAUCGUGGUCAUCGCCAACGGCUGGGUGUCAACUUCCUCGCGGAACAAGUACCAAGGCGACAUCACCAAGAACUUGGCAUACCUCACCGACUCUAUUACAUGGAUUCAAGGGAAAGCGGGACAGGCUGGGAACUUCAGCACUGUGGACGCUGCUGCGCUCGGAGUUGCGGGACAUAGUUGCGGAGGAUAUCAGACGAUUGAGAUGCGGAAGGAUUCGCGUGUCAAGAUGCUGGCGCCGUUUGGCUACUUCACUGAACAAGCACAGUGGGCUGCUGAUAUCAAGGUUCCCGUUGGCGCGUUUGUUGGGGAGUAUGAUACUUCUAUCGCUUUGCCACAGCUUCGAGGUGGCUGGCCACGUUUGCCGGCUUCCACGCCGGGAUGGUGGGGAACUUAUCCUAGGACGGACCACGGUGGUACUUUCGAUCAGGCCAAUGGGGGAGUUUGGGCUGUGAGCUUGGCUAGAUGGAUUCUUUUUACCUUGACGGGCGAUGCAGAGUCUGGUCAAUACUUCAAAGGGGAUGGGGCUGGUCAGGCUGGGUGGACGCCGAUCACAAAGCAGAAUCUGGAUUCCAUCCCUGUUUCUUGA